Olea europaea var. sylvestris is the source of this 1562-nucleotide messenger RNA. RefSeq lists its product as uncharacterized. The record is from RefSeq and is a predicted model, not a curated record. Lineage: Eukaryota; Viridiplantae; Streptophyta; Magnoliopsida; Lamiales; Oleaceae. The coding region runs from base 890 to 1393 and encodes 167 amino acids. Gene Ontology annotation, molecular function: metal ion binding. The transcript has 5 exons.
AAAUCCAUAGGUCAGAAUAACUUCUUACAGUAUGUUGUCAGAAUAAUCUCAUGAUGUGGAGCCCACCAUUAAAAAAAAAUGCCAAAAAAAUACCCUAUCCACCCUCUCUAUGUGUGUAUUCUGACAGUAUUUUGUGAAAAAUUUUUCUGUACAUCAAGCAUGACUAUAUUUUAUUUAUGUUAUUAUUGCCACAUCAAUUAAAGCGAACAGAAGCAAUAUUCACGUAUGAGAAUUUGGCAGUGGGAAUCACUCUUCUUUGGACUGCAGUUGGAAGUAACGCUAAAAUUUCAAAUAAUAUAAUCUCUCACUUUUCAUAUCAAAUUUCUAUCAAGCAAAACCAAUAUUCACUCUUCUUUGUCGCUUAAUAAAAGAUGGUUUCUUCGUAUAAAAUUUCCUUUGCUCUUGCGCCCGUUGGAAAUUAUAUGUCCUAAUAGUUUUGGCUAAGCUUUAAGCAUUUUGUAAUAAUCAAGUUUACUUGUUUUAAGUUAAAUAUUUAUUGUUAGUCAAUAAGUCGUUCAUUUCGAAAGUGAUAUUGAAUAACGUUUUUUUUUUUUUUUUUAAGUGAGAAAAAAAAUAUUUCCCUUUUAAAGCUUUUGGGAUGGUUCGUGAUCAAUUUGAUUUUGAAUGGCUUCUAAAUUAGACAUGAUCGAUAAAAAAAAAAAGGCAAGAAAAUCAAUAAAAGGAAAAAGAAAAAUAUUUUCUUCCCUUCCAUCCCACGUAUAUUUUCCUUCCUUAUUUUUUCCCUUAAACUUACCAGUCUUAUAUCUCCUUCCUAAGAACGCAUAUGAAUGUAAAUUAUAUAUAACCCUCUUCAUUUUUCAUCUUUCUUCCGCGUUCAUCGUUCGGCCAAAGGUUACUGAUAGCAGAAGUUGAGGUUAUUGUUGAUGAAAUGGAGCCCUAUGCCAAUUUGUGUUGUAUUUUGAAGGUGAAUACCCGUUGUGAUGCAUGUAAGAGGAAGACAUUGGAAGUAUUGAACUCCAUUUGUGGUGUAUAUUCUGUCACGAUUAGUACAGAAGAAGGGACGGCAAGGAUUACAGGUGAGGUAGAUCCAAAUUUAUGCCUAUCUGCAUUAGCUAGAACUGGACAACAUGCUGAACUUGUAUAUACCAAACUCGAUCACCCAAGACUAGGUAGAGGAGGGGGUUAUUACAACAACCAAGAUUAUUAUAGUAGUCCCCAUAAAUACAACCAUGGUUAUGGGUACUCUCGAUAUGGUGCCCUAAGUGAACCUUAUUGGAACCAGAGUGCUUUGCCGGGAGGCAUGUCGCAUAAUUCAUACCAGCACUAUCCAUUGAGGAGGGCAUUGCCUGAAUAUUCUUCCUACAACUCAAACUACUAUUACGAUGCUACUCCUAUGGCUGCUGCUGGCCGGUCUUGCAACCAUUACUACUAAAGAAUGAGGAGAUUCUGAAUUCACUUUCAAGAUUUUCAACAUAUUUUUGAUAUAGUUCGUACUCGGAAAUUAUACCGUAUUUUUCUGCAGCUUUAAAAAAAAUAUAUUAUUGAUAAGGAAAAGACAGUUUUUUCUUUUGAGCAACUAUGGAAAUGACAUUUGAGUAUAA